Molecule: messenger RNA, 836 nt
Organism: Myxozyma melibiosi
Lineage: Eukaryota; Fungi; Ascomycota; Lipomycetes; Lipomycetales; Lipomycetaceae
Exons: 1
Coding region: 232-765 (177 amino acids)
Source: RefSeq, a predicted model, not a curated record
UUGUGCAGAGUUCUGGGUUUUGUUUGCAUUCUUGUUUGUCGCUUUGUGUUGGUUAUCUGUUUUUUCGUUUCGUCUUCGUCUUUCUUUCAAAAUAAUCAAAAAGGUACUUUUGCUGCGGCUCCUAGUUGCGAUGUAUGAUUAAGGAUUAAUUGAGCAGUGGCAAUCUGAAAUACUAUUACUCACGUUGAGUAUCUGGUGUACUCUAGAGAGCAGGGUAGAGUAGAGUCAUGAAUGCGAGAUAUUGCAGCUGGAGUGAUCAGCUCACGUUCUGGAUGCAACUCAGGACAAGCUCAGGACAAGCUCAGGACAAGCUCAGGACAAGCUCAGGACAAGCUCAGGACAAGCUCAGGAGACGAGGCACCACUAGCAGACUAUAAUCUCUACAUUAUUGCGAAUAGAAAGACAGCACAGAUACAAACGCGUACAGCACGCGUAGGCAAGACAAAGCGACGCUCUCAUAAUCAACUAUCAGCUACCAGCCACGCCCACACAGCUCACCAGCACCGUCGUAGUUCUACAUCUGCAGAAGAGGCCAGUGCCGGAAGUGUACACUCUUUCCCUCCUCAUCCCGACUCUCUGCAUCCGUCGAUAUGGUUCCGGGAAGCAUCACACCUGCUACAUUGUGUGGAAACUCCCAACCAGAUGCAGUUGCAGAUGCACUCGGCCGCUCUGCUCUUCUCUGCUUCUGCCGCUCUUUUUCUCUUAUUCUUCUUCUCUUUUUCUGUUCUUUUUCUUCUUUUCUUCUUCUUCUUGUUCUAUUUUUAAGAAUCACCGCCGCUCUCAGCGUAGACUUCCUCCUCCUCCUCUCGCUGCCCACGCGUCGCUUACCAGAAUAA